Molecule: messenger RNA, 1301 nt
Organism: Spizellomyces punctatus DAOM BR117
Lineage: Eukaryota; Fungi; Chytridiomycota; Chytridiomycetes; Spizellomycetales; Spizellomycetaceae
Exons: 4
Coding region: 186-1154 (322 amino acids)
Source: RefSeq, a predicted model, not a curated record
GAGCUCUUCAAAAUAGUGAACAAUAGGAUGCAGGAUAUAGCACAUCAUCCAACCCUGAAAAGAACGGGAGUCGGAAUAUAUCCGGGAUAUCGGCGCGUCGAGUCAAGCGUCGUCCACUCUUUUGCAGUUUUCGUUUUCAGUUGUUGUUUUUUGACCAAGCUUUCAGCAGAGGUGUAUUGCGAGCCAUGGGUGAAGGCCGUGCGUUUAAUUCUCGUGGGCAAGGCAUCUACACCUCAAUUCAACAGGGUGUUGCCGUUUUGUUUUUUGUCGUAAUGAUCUUUUAUGCCGGAUUCCGUGGACAUCGUGUUGUGACGCAGCUGCCGGCAACCUACCGCACAACGCAGGCACCUAAAAGCAUGCCAUACGAGUUCAUGAACAAUAUGUUUCCCUCCAAAAUCCCGUCGCCGACCUACGAAUUCCCAGCAUUGACUUUUUGUCCCCCCGAAAACAGGCCAGGCGUGGAAGUCAAGUUUAUCAGCUGCUACAGUUCCAACAACGUUGAUGAUGUGAAAAAGCCGCCUUGCGAGGCUUCGUACAACCGAGCAUUGCAAUUUGAGGGGCAGACACUCAACUGCAUCACAGUCAAUGACCCUGCAGAUCCAAACAAAGUUGUCGUUGCAUCGAGCACUGACCAUGUCCUGGAAAUUAGCAUGCGCAUUGUGGGUACUGCAGAAGGCAGCCCGGAGGGACUCCUGGUGACAGCCCACCCGCAGAUUGGCAGGGACAAGAAACUGGAAGGUGUGGGAUAUGACAAUUUUUUCGCAGCAUCAGCAUAUACAUCGACGGAAAUUGUCGGUCGAAAGCUUUACACUAUCGAUAUGAAAAAGAAUGUUCAGGUGGACUAUGAAAUCAAGGCUUCCUCUAUCCGUCUGAAAAUGGACCCAGCUUUGUAUGCAAAUGCCAGCGAUUCAACGGGAGGUCUGUCUCCGGUGAAAAUUGAGUUUAGAUACCCAAAAUUGGAGGUAACAUAUGAAAAGAGCUUCCUUGUGUUGGACAUGAACAAUUGGCUCGGCGAAGUCGGCGGUGUAGCUUGCCUUCUCUUCUUCCUGCACCGAGCCUUUAUGGCUGCUGUUGAAUUCUUUCUCAAACGAUCGGAUAGUUUUGCGUACACCGAUUUGGGCAAAAUUAGAGAGGAAGGUUUUGCACAUUAUUGAAAAAGCACAUGGCUAGAAGAUAUUAGGUAGUCCAAGUCCGCUUCAUUGUUAUGCUGGAAAAGAGAAGUCGUAUAGGGUAUGGUAUGUUUGGCAGCUUUUGCCCUCCAAAUAUACAUCGUCCAGUGGGCAUUAUUGGUACAUGUGCAG